Molecule: messenger RNA, 1933 nt
Organism: Ipomoea triloba (trilobed morning glory)
Lineage: Eukaryota; Viridiplantae; Streptophyta; Magnoliopsida; Solanales; Convolvulaceae
Product: ALBINO3-like protein 3, mitochondrial
Exons: 14
Coding region: 57-1796 (579 amino acids)
Biological process (GO): protein insertion into mitochondrial inner membrane from matrix; mitochondrial respiratory chain complex IV assembly
Cellular component (GO): mitochondrial inner membrane
Molecular function (GO): membrane insertase activity; protein binding
Source: RefSeq, a predicted model, not a curated record
GUAUUGGGAAAUGUUAACUCCCCGAUCACACUUUGCAGGGACUCCUUUUGCCAGGAAUGGCAAUGCGGAAAUUGUUGCAACGGAGAUUCAUCCCUCGCGCUCCCUCCUCAGCCUCAUACUACUUUCCGUACAUCUUUUCUCAAUCGCACGGUUCCGGUCACCGGCGGCGCCUGCACCAUCUUCUCUGCCGUCCUGUGCCGCCGUCUUAUUUUGCUGCUGCUCCGCAAUUUCUACCGCCGUUCCAUGGAAUUUCCUCCCCACGUUCUUUCUCCACUCGCGACUCCGCCUCCGCCGCAGGCUGGCCGCUCAAGGAUGACAACUUCACGGCUGCUCAACCCUUUGCGUGGCCAGACCCGUUUUUUGGCGGCGAUGUGGAUAAUAGCAGGCAUUUUGAAGAUUUGUUUCUUCCCGUUAACAAGAUGAUUUCGUUGGUAGAUUGCUACCACGACCUCUCCGGGCUCCCUUGGUGGGCGGUUAUUGCUUCUGGGACGUUGGCAAUGAGGCUCGCAUUAUUUCCUUUUAUGAUAUUGCUAAUCCGCAAGUUUACGAGGAUGGGAGAGAUACUUCCCACCUUGCCCUCUCUAUUUGCACCCCCUAAGGGAGGAAAGAGUUUCAAAGACCAAAUUAAACUAAUGUUGAGAAAGAGACGAGGAAGAACUUUCGAAGACCGACUUAAAAUCUUCCUGAGAGAGAAACGAGCAGCUGAUUGCCCUUCAUUUGUAUGGUUCUUUGCAGCUAUUCUCCAGGUGCCCUACUUUCUACUAUGGCUCACAACUGUAAGAAGAAUGUCACUUAAUCAUCAUGAUGGCUUUGAUUGUGGAGGAAUUCUAUGGUUUCAGAAUUUGACGGAACUCCCAAAUGGUACUUUAGGCUCCAUCCUUCCUUUACUGGCUGCAGGCUUGUAUUUUGCAAAUGUUAAGGUUACCUAUAUGAAGUCAUCCAUCGUGAAAAUGAAUGAACUCGCCAAGUGGUACAAGUUACAUUUGGAACUUAUGACACUGCCAACAAUGUUCAUAGCAUUCCAUAUUCCUCAGGGGAGUUUAAUAUGUUGGGUUACGAAUGGUUCAUUUACUCUUAUUCAGCAAAUAGCUUUAAGGAAUCCAUAUGUUUGCAAAAAAUUGGGUAUACCUGACAGGGAUGCUUCUGCAUUAGCUGCAAAAGAUAAAGAUAACUCUACAGUGUGGGAAAUGUAUCUGCCAACAGGGUUGCGUGAGAUACUUGCCCAGAAUAUAUCGUCUUCAGAAAUGGUUAAACUUUCAGCCAAAUACUUAGCAGAGGGUCAGAAAGAUGUGGCUCUUCCACUACUGCGACUUACUAUUGAUAAGGAUCCCGAGAACAUUAAAGCGCUGGCUGUUUUGGGGCAGGCACUGUUGCGUUAUGGUUACUUAGUGGAAGCAACUGCAUAUUUAGAGCAUGCUAUAUCCAAGCUGCUUCGAAAUGGUAAUCCAACGGGAGGUGACGAAGUUGAUCUUUUGAUCCUAUCAUCUGAAUGGGCAGGUGUAGCUUGUUUGCGGCAGGGGAAAUUCGACGAGGGUAUGACACACCUUAAAAGAAUAGUUAAGAUGAAGGAGCCAGAGGAUCCAAACUCGAAAGCCAAUUACUACGAGGGUAUGGUAGUAUUCUCGAGUGCUUUGUUCAGUAAGGGGUUUAAAGUUGAAGCUGCCAAUUAUUUGCGCAUGGCAGCCGCUUAUGAUGAUUCGUAUAAAAGAUUCCUAGAAAAAUGCGAAGAGGAUCUGCGUACACAAGACGAUGAAUUUGUCGACGGCCUCAUCAACAGCCGGAGAGUUAAUUACUGAGUUUGGUAUUUAUGAUUUUUUAUUUUAACCGUUUUUACGUGUAUAAUUAUAGCAUAGGGAAACGUUACAAUGCCAAAAAUUGUCGUACAUAAAAAAUGUCUUAUUUCAAAAAUAGAAAGUAAUGUUUUUUGUUUUAA